This is a messenger RNA of Toxotes jaculatrix (banded archerfish), 2141 nucleotides long. It is a transcript of the gene rad52, whose product is annotated as RAD52 homolog, DNA repair protein. Gene Ontology annotation, cellular component: nucleus. The record is from RefSeq and is a predicted model, not a curated record. Lineage: Eukaryota; Metazoa; Chordata; Actinopteri; Toxotidae. Gene Ontology annotation, biological process: DNA recombinase assembly; mitotic recombination; double-strand break repair via homologous recombination. The transcript has 12 exons. Bases 359 to 1750 code for a protein of 463 amino acids.
GAAAAGAAGGUCAGGCGAUGAGCUGACACACAGAGACACAGAAGAAGAAACACAAGGAGAUAGCUGGAGGGGAGAGGAGAACAUAAGCAGUGCGACUCUGAGAGAGAGACAGACUAUGCAGACGGAAAAAGCACAAUGACAAUACAAAGAGCGGCCGGCGACAGAGGAGAAGAGAAGUAGGACAGGAUGAUGCAUGGUGAGAGAGGGGCAGCACGUCAAGAGCAGGAUGGGUGGAGCCAAGCCGUGAGGUGGGCCACAGUGUCACCGCACUGCCCGAGAAGAAAACAAUAGCACAUGCACUGAUGGGGGCAUACUCUUCCUCCCUCUCUGCCUCUCUGUCAGUACAAUACAGCCAUUGAUGCAAACAAAUAUUUAUGCAGAGCACAGAUGCCAGAGGAACUGCAGGAGACCACAGCAGAGCUCUGCAACCAUGUCCGGCAGCAAUGAGGACAGGAGCACCUCUGCAACCAAGAGCUUCGGACAGUGUACCUACACAGCUGAGGAGUACCAGGCGGUGCACAAUGCUCUGCGCCAGAGGCUGGGACCAGAAUACAUCAGUACCAGAAUGGCUGGAGGAGGACAGAGGGUGUGCUACAUUGAAGGGCACCGCGUCAUCAGCCUGGCCAAUGAGAUGUUUGGAUACAACGGAUGGUCUCACUCCAUCUCUCAGCAGAAUGUUGACUUUGUAGACCUCAUCAAUGGAAAGUUUUAUGUCGGAGUCAGCGCGUUUGUCAGAGUGCAGCUGAAGGAUGGGUCGUUUCAUGAGGAUGUAGGCUAUGGAGUCAGCGAGGGACUGAAGUCUAAAGCUCUGUCACUGGAAAAGGCGAGAAAGGAAGCUGUCACUGAUGGCAUGAAGAGAGCACUGAAAUGCUUCGGUAAUGCCCUUGGAAACUGCAUCCUGGAUAAAGAAUACCUCUUAGCCAUAAACAAGAUCCCCAAACAGCCUCCUCCUCCUCUCAAUCCGGCCCAGACCAAGCGCUCUGAGGGGGAACCCUCUGUAGAGAAGGCCCGGUUCUCCAGUCUUGUCCAAGAGGAAAAGCUUGCACCUGUGGUGGGUCCUGCCAGGAUGCCGCUGGAGCCCAGAAUCCUUGACCAGAACCAGAACUGUUCAGAAGUUCACACUCCUAAUGCUGGCUCUGCUCCCGACAGGACGAGUGAGAACAUCUGCUCCAGAUCUGCCAUGGACUCAGCGGAAGCUGUUGGGUCUGAAUUGCACACAGACCCCAAGCAGCUCAGGAAGCUCCGGCAACAGCAGCUGCAACAGAAGUUCAGGAGAGAGAUGGAGGCCAAGAAGCUCCAGCAGCAGAAACAGGAUCAAGCCAAGUCUGAAGACAAAGACGUCGCUAUUGGGCAAAGAUCCAGUGGAGAUCAUGAACGUGUACCUGCCUUGAGUGACAGCACUGCAGCGGGACACACAAAGCCCAGCAGUAGGGACGAGUACUUAGCAGAUGAUCCUGAGAUCUGGGAUUUUACUCUGGAUGGGAUUGAGGAGCUUGAUGUCCCCACAGGCGAGCCGCUGUCCAGAGGGCUCAGGCCCAGCACGCCCAGGAGUCACCAGAUGCAGACGCGCAGUCAGACCCCCCAGAGACCCCCCAGAAGACCUCCAGACGAGGCCCCAUCGUACAGCAGAGGACAGGACAGGACUCAAUACAGACCUCAACACCAGAACCAGUAUCAGAUGAGACCAGGCGAAGCCUUCAGUCCAUACAGACAAGGACAGCACAUGAAGAAACGCAGACUGGACACUUAAGAUUUUUGUCCUCAACACGUUCUAGAAUCCAGCCACAUAAUCUUUGCAUUUAUAUUUAUUUUUAGUGUAUUUGUUAUUAAUGGAUUGCUGCUACAUCCAAUAUUUGGAGAAAUGUUACCUGGGUUUGUGAAAAUUAUUAUUGUUAUUAAUUAUAUUAUUAUUAUUAUCAUUAUUAUUAAUAUUUUGUGUUAGAAGUAUUUAGGAUUUGAAACCCAGUUUUCAGGGCCUUUAAAUAAAAUUUGAUAACCUCUUUUUUUAAAAAACUAUUAAUAUGGGACAGUAGAAAAAAACAACCCAGUUUAUCCAUGAUAAGUGUUCAAUUAGUAACAAACCCAAAAAGAAGCACAGUCUGGUCAUAACAUUUUUUAAUUACACCAAUAAACACGAAAGU